Molecule: messenger RNA, 1291 nt
Organism: Notothenia coriiceps (black rockcod)
Lineage: Eukaryota; Metazoa; Chordata; Actinopteri; Perciformes; Nototheniidae
Product: splicing factor, arginine/serine-rich 15-like
Exons: 11
Coding region: 224-1291 (355 amino acids)
Biological process (GO): negative regulation of termination of RNA polymerase II transcription, poly(A)-coupled
Cellular component (GO): nucleus
Molecular function (GO): RNA binding; RNA polymerase II C-terminal domain phosphoserine binding
Source: RefSeq, a predicted model, not a curated record
AUCUUACGCUGAAGGACGCAAGGGGUGGAACCGCGAAGCUAGUAGCAACUCUUAGCAUAGCCGAUCUUAGACUAGCUAUGUGAGCGCAUUACAACCAAAAUACAGCAUUUCAACGUCGUUCUUUAUGUUGUUAGAUAACGUUGUAUAACCACACUUGGUUAUGAUUGGGUAGAGCAACAAAAUACAAACGUUCGUCAACUGGUUUUAAUUAUAUCGGAUCGUCAUGGAUGCAGUGAACGCGUUCAACAUGGAGCUGUUUUCCAUGAUUGACAUGAAGCCUCCAAUAUCCCGUGCAAAGAUGAUGUCUGUAACAAAAUCAGCCAUCAAAGCCAUCAAGCUUUACAAACAUGUUGUCCAGAUUGUUGAAAAGUUCAUCAAGAAGUGCAAGCCAGAAUUAAAAGUCCCUGGCUUGUACGUGGUGGAUUCCAUUGUUCGACAGUCGCGUCAUCAGUUUGGAGUUGAGAAGGAUGUGUUUGGACCCAGAUUCUUGAAGAACUUCACAGAUACCUUCCUAAACCUUUACCACUGCUCAGAAGAUGAUAAGACCAAAAUUCUUCGCGUACUGAACCUGUGGGAGAAGAAUGGUGUGUUCGACAUGGACAUCAUUCAGCCUCUGAUGGAUAUGUGCAAUGAAACCAUUGUUCCUGCCCCUACAUUACAAGUUGCCGCUCACCCCCAACCAGAGACACACCUUCCCGUCACUAGUGCCUCAGUUGUGUCUGCUGUGCCUCAGCUAACCACUCCUGAUGCCUUAGCUGCUGUGGCCCAGUUAUUUCAGUCCCCCCAUGGUCUAGAGCUGCAGAGGAUGCUUCAGAACUUCCAGCAGGCAGAUAAGACCCGGGAAGCGUCCAUCACAAACACCUUACCAAACCCAGCACAGCCCAUGCCAGUGGCCCAGCUCAACCCGUACAAUGAACACACUGAAAAUAGGAACUCUUUAGCUGAGAAACUCCUGGACAGAUUUGACUAUGACGAUGAACCUGAGGAUAUGAUCGCCAAAGAAGACAGUGCCCAGACGCAAGGUAUCCCUGGACAUGUGUUUAACCAUUUUCCUGGCCAGAUUCCCAACACAGAUACUGUUCAUCCACAUAUGACGGGACAGAUCGGUGGUGUAGAGCACGGUGGAGGGUUGAGUCAUGAUGAACAUCAUAUGAUGAUCGAUGGAUACCGUUCCAUAAAUGAGGGUUAUUCACAAACAAGGGGAAGUUCAAGAGAAGACUCAUCUAUGAGACGGGAGGGCAGACACAGAGGCUAUGGCAGGAGAUCAAGAUCCAGAUCUGGCUCAAGGUAA